AUGAAUAUGUUGGAUGAUGAAGAUGACAAAAGCUUUCACGCUACGCGUGACGGCUACUCCCAUUUGAGCGAUGUCGAAUGGGAUGCGGUUGAACGAAUGGGUUCAACCAUGGGCAUCCAUGCUGUUAGCGUCAUGCUAGAGGCUCUCAAUAGAGAUGCCCAACAUGCUACUAUCGCCAAGUUCAUUCCAAAUGAACUUGACGCAGAACGCGAGAAAGUAGCCUUGCUUCACCAACAAGGUUCUCAACAAGCAGAGUUGUUGAGAGAACAGGGUGUUCAACAGUUUGCACUGUUGAGACAGCAGCAGGCUGCUGCUAGUGGGUCGAUGCACUCGCGUCGACCCGAGACUUUGAAGAUUGACAUCUCCAAGUAUAGGGGGGUCGAAUAG
This is a messenger RNA of Peronospora matthiolae, 387 nucleotides long. The record is from the annotation of a GenBank genome assembly. Lineage: Eukaryota; Oomycota; Peronosporomycetes; Peronosporales; Peronosporaceae.